GAAAAAAGAGAGAGAAAGAAAGAAAAAGAAUAAGAAAGAAAAGAGAAACUGACAAGUAACUAUUUUCUAUUCUCUUUCUUUUUCUCUUUCUCCAAUCACCUGAUUCUAUUGUUGUUGUUGAAAAGAAAACGUAAUCAUGGCUCGAUACUUUAAGGAACAAGAUAUCGAUGAGUUUAGAGAUUGUUUCUAUUUGAAUACUCACAACAAUGGGAUGAUUGUGAAUCUUGAUGAGCUUUCAUUGAUCAUGAGAUCACUUGGAAUGAGCCCAACGAUUCCGGAGAUGCAAGUCUAUCUUAAGGAAAAAGGAGGUAAAUUGUCUUUUGCUGAUUUUCUUGAUGUCAUGCAUACUCAUUCAAAGAAGGAAAAAGUUCCAGAGGAAAUUAUGGAAGCUUUUCAGGCUUGGGAUCGAGAGAAAACUGGACAAAUUCAUGUUCGCGAUUUAAAGCAUAUUCUUUGUCAAUGGGGUGAGAAACUUGGAAAUCGUGAAGUUGACCAUAUCUUACGAGAAGCGAACACUAUGGGAACUUAUGUCAAGUAUCAGGAUUUAAUUGGUGUUCUUGCAGCUCCAGUUCCAGAUUAUUAGUGUUCAACGAGAUGAGAAAUAGAAACGCUAUUAACAGUAUUAUGUUCCAAUAGAUGAUGAUUGCAGGCAAGAUGGAUUAUUUAAAGUUGGAAAUUCCAUUUCAAAGCUUAAAUUAACCAAUUAAUGAAUGACCAAUUUGGACCGAAUCUUGGACCAAGCGAUAUUCAUUUUCAACAAAUCGAUUUAUAAGGAUAACUAGAUUUGUUUUAUUUUCCCCACUAACCUAAGCCUUGAAGAUGGGAUCAGUAAAUCCAUUUAAUUUAAAACUAAUACAAUUGAAAAUAAAAAUUAA
Messenger RNA from Panonychus citri (citrus red mite), 875 nucleotides. Its product is annotated as calmodulin-like. Bases 137 to 583 code for a protein of 148 amino acids. The transcript is spliced from 4 exons. Gene Ontology annotation, cellular component: cytoplasm; myosin II complex. Lineage: Eukaryota; Metazoa; Arthropoda; Arachnida; Trombidiformes; Tetranychidae. Gene Ontology annotation, molecular function: myosin heavy chain binding; calcium ion binding. The record is from RefSeq and is a predicted model, not a curated record.